Wyeomyia smithii (pitcher-plant mosquito) is the source of this 1806-nucleotide messenger RNA. RefSeq lists its product as uncharacterized. NCBI's taxonomy places the organism in Eukaryota, Metazoa, Arthropoda, Insecta, Diptera, Culicidae. The coding region runs from base 1 to 1806 and encodes 601 amino acids. The transcript is spliced from 7 exons. The record is from RefSeq and is a predicted model, not a curated record.
AUGGUAGAGCACUUCAGCAAAUUUGAAACGUUCUACGUUAAGUUGGGUGCAAUACACAAAGAACUAGAUUUAGAUGACAAUUGGAAAUUCGUCAAUAACUUCGUGCAAGCUUUUUGUCCAACUUACGAGGCUACAAUCAAAUUUCAGGAUAAGCACGUUGGAUUGUCGGAUUUCCAUAUGCUAUGGAUCAACACGAUCCGAAUGACGAAGUUAAUACACAAUCCAAUGGCAGAAGAACUUUCAAAGAAUCUCUUGAAACGAUUGGAGUCUCUAAAAGAAAACGUGCCGUUCAAAGCCGCCAUUUUGCUGGAUCCCCGAUUUUACUAUGAGGAUUCACGUGUGUUUACUCCUGACGAGAAAGAGCAAAUACGGGCAUUGUACGCGAUACUGAACCAUUACUUUAUACGAAAGUUGAGCCCUAAGGAAGUCGCUGAGAAGCACCCACGGAAGUGGUGUUUACCGAUUUUUCCGAUUAUGAACCCUAACAAGCUCGGUAAGGUUCGGAUAGUAUGGGAUGCCGCUGCUAGACUUGCGUCUUUGCCAUCUGUAUUAUACAGGUUCCGAGAGUAUCGCUUCGCUAUGGCAGCCGAAAUACGAGAGAUGUUCCAUCAAGUUGAGAUCAAUGAAGGCGAUCAACAAAGCCAGCGGUUUUUGUGGAGAGAUGGGGAUUCAAGUAGGCCUCCGGAUGUUUACAUAAUGAUGGUGAUGACCUUCGGAGCCACAUGCUCGCUUAGUUACGCUCAAUUUGUGAAAAAUCACAAGAAGGCAUUGUACGCGAUACUGAACCAUUACUUUAUACGAAAGUUGAGCCCUAAGGAAGUCGCUGAGAAGCACCCACGGAAGUGGUGUUUACCGAUUUUUCCGAUUAUGAACCCUAACAAGCUCGGUAAGGUUCGGAUAGUAUGGGAUGCCGCUGCUAGACUUGCGUCUUUGCCAUCUGUAUUAUACAGGUUCCGAGAGUAUCGCUUCGCUAUGGCAGCCGAAAUACGAGAGAUGUUCCAUCAAGUUGAGAUCAAUGAAGGCGAUCAACAAAGCCAGCGGUUUUUGUGGAGAGAUGGGGAUUCAAGAUUGAUGGCUGGUUUCUUAAUGUUCCUUAAAAUUCUUCUGCAAGAGGUAUGGCGUGCAAAAACAGAUUGGGACGCAGAAAUACCGCCAGGGCUGGCAGACAAAUGGAUGGAGUGGUUAAAAGUUUUGCCGCAAACUGAGAAGCUAAGUAUUUUCCGUAGCUAUCGACAAACUACGACAUCAGAAGAGGAUAACGUUACUCAAUUGCAUAUUUUCGUCGAUGCAGGACGAAACGGACUAGUCGCCGUGGCAUAUCUUAGAUUCGAACAGGCGGGUACUAUAGAAUGUGCCCUAGUAGAAGCCAAAGACAGAGUUGCUCCCUUGAAAUAUGUGUCGGUUCAACGUCUUGAGCUGCAAGCCGCUGUGAUCGGAACUCGCAUGGCUGCUAGCAUAGCCGCAGCGUACCGCGUGAAGAUAUCUGAGAGAUACUUCUGGACGGAUUCUCGCGAAGUUAUUUGCUGGAUCAUAUCCGACCACCGACGAUAUUCUACAUAUGUUGCAAACAGGGUUGGUGAACUAUUAGAAGCCACUGAGUUAGCCGAGUGGAAUUGGAUUUCAACGCGCUUAAAUCCAGCGGAUGAAGGCACAAAGUGGCAGAAAAUACCUGACCUUAUCGCAUCCGGUCGUUGGUUAACCGGGCCUGAUUUUCUCAAAGAACCAAAAAUUCAAUGGCCGAUAAUUAAGGAAAAUGUUGGAACAACCGAUGAAGAAAUUCUAUCAAAUGUGCUUCACCAUUAUUAG